AGUAAGAUGAAAGAAAGCAAGAUUCACAGCUCCACUAAUAGUAGAAAUAGAAAUGGAAAUUAAAACAAAGGCCAUUGAAUUCUGGUGCAAGGUACAGAACUUUAGCAACACCUGUAUAGAAAAAUGAAGCAACAAAUUUCGUCUUUGUUGAAUAUACAUCCGUCACUCAUUGUUUGGUCAUUCUCUAACCACCACCAUCACCACCACACUAACCCCUAUGCAAUUAAACUUAACUCUGGUUUACUCACUCCCCAUUCACAUACAGCCACAUUCAUAGUCAUACACAUCACUAACUAUACCUAGCAAUUAAGCUACAUUAUCAUUAUUCAAAGAAAAAGCCAAAACAAAAUUAAAACAACCAAUGAAUCCGGUCAUAACAUUUGGUUCAUAUUCACAAGUAUAUGUAUGUAUGUAUGUACUACUAUAGUUGAGAGACUAAUAACUUAACUUACCCAUUACCCAUAACCCAUUUACAGCUAAGAACUUGUCAUGAAAAAAAUAUCAUGAUGGUAAAAGUAAAGGGAGAGGAUUGAAUACAGAUUGCACAAAUGUCAUAAAAAUGUUUCACUGUUUUCACAAAAAUCCUUGUUGUUGCUAAAAAUAGAACAAAAAACAGAAUCAUCCAUCCACUACUCAACUUUCACUUCUUCCACUCAACUAGUUACACCAUUGAUCUGUUUUAUUAACACCAAACCCAAAACCCAUUUCGUGAUUGCCGAGCGUCGUUCAUAUUAUCUGCACAAACACUCAGAACCAAAGAGAGAGAAAGAGAAAGUAGAUAGAUAGCAAUGAUGAUGGAUGAGGGAGAAGGUAAGAAGAAAGUUGUGGUUCAGAAAACCGAGGCGUGUGGUUUCAUGGCAGGUGUUGAAGAUGAGCUAGGGUUUGUCAACGUGAAAGGAGACAACAACAACGGGUCGGGUCAACGGAUCCAUCAUGAUCAUGGUUUUGUUGCUGCUGCAUUUGGAACUGUUCAUAGGAAGAAAAGGAUGGCUAGGCAAAGAAGAUCUUCAUCUUCUACCAUCACUAUUCAUCUCAAAAAUCUUCCUUCUUCUACUACUACUACUACUACUACUACUACCUCGCACGUGCCAAUCUCUCCAAUUCCACCUCUUUUUCAUUCUCUCCCUCCCGCACGUGAAAUCGAUCAUAGGAGGUUGAGAUUCCUUUUCCAAAAGGAGUUGAAGAACAGUGAUGUUAGCUCCCUUAGGAGAAUGGUGUUGCCUAAGAAAGCAGCAGAGGCUUUCCUUCCUGUCCUUGAGUCGAAGGAAGGAAUUCUUCUCAGCAUGGAUGAUUUAGAUGGUCUUCAUGUAUGGAGUUUCAAGUACAGGUUUUGGCCUAACAAUAACAGUCGGAUGUAUGUACUUGAAAACACUGGAGACUUUGUUAGCACACAUGGUCUACGCUUUGGAGACUCCAUUAUGGUUUACCAAGAUAAUCAAAAUCACAAUUAUGUAAUUCAGGCAAAGAAAGCUUGUGAUCAAGAUGAGUAUAUGGAAGAAGCUAAUGAUACAAUCAAUCAUAUCUUCGUCGAUGAUUAUGAGGUGAACAAAAGUUGCUUUGAUGUAGCUUAUCCUGCAAUGAAUGAUACAAGCAUGUCAUUUAUAUAUGACACAACCAUCUCAAAUGAUUCACCACUUGAUUUUUUGGGUGGAUCAAUGACAAACUACUCAAGAAUUGGAUCAGUUGAAACAUUUGGCUCUGUUGAGAAUCUGUCACUUGAUGACUUCUAUUGAGGUCAUUUCUACAUAUGAAGGGCACUAACAUGGUUACUAGGAAGGUGGGUUCCUCCAUUUUGGUACUAAGAAAGAUGAAAGUGUGUUUUUUUGUUCUUUUUGUGGUUGUCAUGACAAUGGGAGGAAUUGUGUAGAAUAAAAGAGUAGUCAGUGGACAUGUUUUUGUGUUCCUCUCUCUUGAACAAGGUUGGGACUGCUCUACGAUGUAUUGUUUAUAAUUUUUGGUGGAUAACAUCUACAUAAAUUAUCUUGAAUGUUCCAGUAUA
Medicago truncatula (barrel medic) is the source of this 1999-nucleotide messenger RNA. RefSeq names its product B3 domain-containing transcription factor FUS3. The record is from RefSeq and is a predicted model, not a curated record. The transcript has 6 exons. Gene Ontology annotation, molecular function: DNA-binding transcription factor activity; DNA binding. NCBI's taxonomy places the organism in Eukaryota, Viridiplantae, Streptophyta, Magnoliopsida, Fabales, Fabaceae. Bases 789 to 1733 code for a protein of 314 amino acids.